CUGAUAAAAAAUAAUGUGCAGAUACUGAGAAUGGGAGCAUCCCAUCAUAACAAAUGUCUGCCCCAGCACAGAUUCCUUCCCAACCAUCUUGGCCACAUGUGAAGGUGAGGCCCUUUAUCUUAUUUGCCAAAUUAACAACCCCAACGCAAAUAAUUUCUCAUUUCUUGGCGAACUCAAGUUUGAAAUCUCUGCUCAGUGCUUACGCUUCUGGUUAGCUUGGUUCAUAGAGAGCUAGCUGUCUAAAAAUGGCACCAUCAUCAGCAACCUAUGUGGUUGGCUCUGCAACUACUCUUCUUCAGCCCCUUCUCCGGAAAAGAACCAUCCCCUUCAAUUCUUAUCAUAACGGUGCGUUUUGGACUUGGAAGGAGAACAAGAAGCAGCGGAAACUUACUUUCACUUCUACUUCUCUCUCAUCCAAGACUUGUUCUUGGCGUCCAAUUUCUGCUUCGCCUUUCGAUCUUUCCCCUCCACCUAUCGAUCUCGACCUCCUGGAAACAUUGACGGCAGAUGGGGCAAAAGCUUCAGAAGACGGGAUCAUUGAGACAUUUGAUAACGAUGAUGAAGCAUUAGAUGCUUUUGAUAAUGGGGUUGUGGUUUUGGACCUUUCACAUUUUGGACGGAUAAGAGUCAGUGGAGAUGAUCGCAUUCAGUUUCUUCACAACCAAAGCACUGCAAAUUUUGAAUGUCUUCUUGAAGGACAGGGAUGCGAUACUGUUUUUGUUACACCAACGGCUCGGACAAUAGACAUUGCCUAUGCAUGGAUCAUGAAAAAUUCAAUUAUGUUGGUGGUCUCACCAGUAACCUGUGGCAGCAUAAUUCAAAUGCUGAAUAAGUAUAUAUUCUUUGCUGACAAAGUAGAAAUUCAAGAUAUCACCAAGAAAACUUCCUUCUUUAUUGUAGCUGGACCAAAAAGCAAACAAUUGAUGGUCGAAUUGAAUCUUGGCGAUCUUGUUGGACAACCAUAUGGUACUCAUCGUCAUUAUAGUGUAAAUGGAAUGCCCAUAACUGUGGGAGUGGGCAAUGCCAUCUCUGAAGAAGGUUAUUCCCUGUUGAUGUCACCAGCAGCUGCAGGAUCUGUUUGGAAAACUCUUCUAUCACAGGGUGCUAUUCCAAUGGGUUCUAAUGCUUGGGAAAAACUAAGGAUUAUUCAAGGAAUACCUGCUCCUGGGAAAGAGCUCACUAAUGAAUUCAAUGUUCUGGAGGCUGGACUUUGGAACUCCAUUUCUCUAAACAAGGGAUGUUACAAGGGACAAGAGACCAUUUCUAGACUCAUAACAUAUGACGGAGUGAAGCAGAAAUUAUGGGCAAUUCUUCUAUCAGCACCAGCAGAACCUGGCAGUCUGAUUGCAGUUGAUGGUAGAAAAGUGGGAAGACUGACGAGCUAUACAUCUGGGAGAAAGGGAUCAGAACAUUAUGGCUUGGGCUACAUUAAGAGGCAAACUGUUUCGGAAGGUAGCACUGUAAUCGUUGGAGAGAGCAUUGUUGGAACAGUGGCGGAUGCUCCUUUUCUUACUCGGCAACAUCCACCAUCAAAGAGCCCUAGCUCUUGACCUCCUGUAACCAUUAAGUAAAGGUAGACAAAUUUUCAUGUGCUGGUUGAUACGUACUUGUUCUUCUUGUUCUUCACUUAUACCAAAUACAGACAUUGUAGAGUCAGUUUCUGUUGGAGACAACAUGUAAAUUGAAUGUUUGUGGCACACAAAAUGUUACCUGUGGAGCUUGGGGCUCUUUUAUCU
This is a messenger RNA of Hevea brasiliensis (rubber tree), 1736 nucleotides long. RefSeq names its product putative transferase At1g60990, chloroplastic. The transcript has 12 exons. Lineage: Eukaryota; Viridiplantae; Streptophyta; Magnoliopsida; Malpighiales; Euphorbiaceae. Gene Ontology annotation, biological process: glycine decarboxylation via glycine cleavage system. Gene Ontology annotation, molecular function: aminomethyltransferase activity; protein binding. Bases 246 to 1550 code for a protein of 434 amino acids. Gene Ontology annotation, cellular component: mitochondrion. The record is from RefSeq and is a predicted model, not a curated record.